AUGGCUACUAUAAAACCUAUUGAAGGCCGGACGAUCCAUCAGAUCCAGUCUGGCCAAGUAAUUGUCGAUUUAUGUUCGGUGGUGAAAGAACUGGUGGAGAAUAGUCUGGAUGCUGGAGCAACGAGUAUUGAUGUGCGAUUUAAAAAUCAAGGACUCGAAGCAAUCGAGGUACAAGACAAUGGUGGUGGCAUUUCUCCGCACAAUUAUGAUACCCUAGCACUCAAACAUUAUACCUCGAAAUUGACCACAUACAACGACCUUACGACCCUUCAAACAUUUGGAUUCCGCGGCGAAGCCUUAUCUUCACUAUGUGCGCUCUCAAAUUUUUCUGUCAUUACAUGCAUGCCAGAAAGUGCCCCGAAAGGUACGAAGCUCGAAUUCGAGAUCUCAGGGAAGUUAAAAGGCACAUCUGUUGUGGCGGCGCAAAAAGGAACUACGGUGAUAGUAGAGAACCUAUUCAACAAUCUGCCAGUGAGAAGACGAGAGCUUGAGAAGAAUAUAAAACGAGAAUGGAGUAAGGUUACAGGUGUUCUGGGACAAUAUGCUUGUAUACAAACGGGUAUCAAAUUUACUGUCUCGCAACAGGCAGCCAAGGGCAAAAAGACAACAAUUUUUUCUACAAAAGGAAAUCCUACCACUAGAGAGAACAUUGUUAACGUUUUUGGUGCGAAGACUCUUACCCAAUUGAUACCAAUGGAUUUACGUCUGGAGUUAGAGCCUACGAGUGGCCCCAGUCAGAAACGGAGUACACAAAUUGAUGAUGACUCCAAAGACAUCCGAAUUAUUGGUCAUAUUUCGCGUCCAGCUACGGGAGAAGGACGUCAAACUCCUGACAGGCAAAUGUUUUUCGUAAAUUCAAGACCGUGUGGACUUCCUCAAGUGGCAAAGGCUUUUAACGAGGUCUAUAAAUCAUAUAAUGGAUGGGGAAGCACUCAGUCACCAUUCAUAUUUGCUAAUAUCGAGUUAGACACUCAUUUGUAUGAUGUCAAUGUUAGCCCUGACAAACGUACUAUUUUACUACAUGAUCAGAGUCGUAUGUUGGAGAACCUCAAGACGGCUCUUGCUGGACUUUUUGAAGGCCAGGACCAUACAAUAACAGUGUCUCAGUUGUCAGCACAGAAGCAACCACAAUAUAAACAGUUGACUAUUAAUCGAGAGGCUGCUAGUGCAUCGAAAAAUUUGCAAAAGCGUCCGCAAGCAUCCCCGCAAUCUGCCGAGGAGGGUGACGCGGAAGAAGAGGAGGAGGAAGAGGGAGAGGGAGAGCAAGCUUCGGGCGCAAUCUCGGACUCUAGACGAUCUAGUAACGCUCAAAGCACAGCUAGUCAGGAUUCUCAAGUGCAGUCUAAUUCAAAAGCAAAACGUUCUUCUAUAUCACGAAACUCAUUGUCGCGAGAUGGCGCAGCUAUAAGUUUGAUUUCGAAUUGGGUCGGUCGUCCGUCGAAGGAAAAGCAAAGAUUGAUAUCCAAGUUUGGCAGGGAAGCUGCUCGGGUUGAGGAGGCUGAAGAUGAUCUUGUGAGCCCUGAAAGCUCGAUUGCGACUGCUCAAGACUCUCAGCCUGCGCCCACUUAUAGACCCCCUCGACACGUUGCUGAUUUUAAUAACCGGAUGGCUGAGGCUAGCGUCUCGAGAGAAGGGUCAAAAGCGUUAGAAGGCGCUGAAGAUCCGCCCAUUCCUCAACUUAUAUCACCAUCCCCGAUGUCUACUCCGGGAAUACUGAGCUCGCUUGGAAGUAGCAGACCACAACGUUCUCAACAAGAGACGGCUACAAUAACAAUAGGUGAUCAUACUGUGACGAGCUCUAUUGGAACACCUCCCCCUAAAAGAUUGAAAGUUGACAGUAAUUCUGCUUCCCUGCGUGAAAGUGGGAAACUUCAGCAGAACUUACCUAUGCCAUCUUUUGGGAAACGGCUUCUGCAACGAUUCGGUGCACCUGGAACUCAAACCUCAGAAGCUAGCGAUGAUACGGAUAUGAUCGAUAUAGAAGAGCCAGAAUCUACGUUAGAAACAGCUGCACCUGAUUCCUCAAGCGCUUCUGAUGCAGAUGUCGAUGAAGAUUUACCAACAGCUUCUCCGGCAGAUGAGGAUGCUUCUGUGUUAUCAGAAGCUCCUCCAGAAGACAAUGCAGAUGGAGAGGAGGAAGAUGGAGAGUACUUGGAUGAGAAGGAGAAAAAGGUUCGCGAAGAAGCGAAAGUCCAAGAGAUGAUUAAGGAGGUUGAAAGAACGGCUGCGCUACCAUCUCAAGAAAAUAUUUCUCGUGCAAAAUUACUUGUCAAAGGUGGCGCGAAGAGGAAGGAAUCCACGUUGAACUUGACACAGACUGUUGACACUACUGUUCUUGAUAUAAAUCAGAAGUUUGAAUCUUUGCAAGAUGCACUCUCUUUGUACGCAAACCAAACUGCUUCUACUUCUCAAGACGAAGCUCUCGAUUCUGACGGUGCCGAAGAGCGGCUCUCCCUCACAAUCUCCAAGAGUGAUUUCGCUAAGAUGAAAAUUAUUGGUCAAUUCAAUCUCGGCUUUAUUCUCGCAUCGAAAGCUCCUGAGCCGACGACUGAAAAUGGUGGAAUACAAACAGCAGAUAAUGUUUUCAUUAUCGAUCAACAUUCAUCAGACGAAAAGUACAAUUUUGAACGAUUGCAAGCUACUACAAUAGUACAAUCGCAAAGAUUGGUUUACCCCAAAACACUUUCUCUCACAGCACUCGAGGAAGAAAUUGUAGCUGAAAACCUCGAUAUUUUGGAACAAAAUGGAUUCAUUUUGACCAUCGAUCAAUCGUCCCAAGACGUAGGGGGAAGAUGUCAACUUGUCUCUCUUCCUGUUUCUCGAGAAACCACUUUCUCGAUCAAUGAUCUUGAGGAAUUGAUUGCGCUACUGGCGGAAAGUGGUGGUAGAGCCGGAAUGGUAAGGCCGAGUAAAGUUAGAAAAAUGUUCGCGAUGAGGGCUUGUAGGAGUAGUAUUAUGAUUGGGAAAUCAUUGACAAAGGGACAAAUGGAAAAGGUGGUGAGGCAUAUGGGAGAGAUUGAACAGCCGUGGAAUUGUCCACAUGGGAGACCUACUAUGAGACAUCUUUGUGGAUUGGGUUUGUGGGAUGGGGAGGGGGAGGGAUGGAAGGAGGAUUUGGAGGGAGAAAGGAAGAUAGAUUGGGGUGGGUAUGUGAGGAUGAAGAGGGGGUUGGAGUAG
This is a messenger RNA of Botrytis sinoallii, 3177 nucleotides long. RefSeq lists its product as uncharacterized. Gene Ontology annotation, cellular component: MutLalpha complex. NCBI's taxonomy places the organism in Eukaryota, Fungi, Ascomycota, Leotiomycetes, Helotiales, Sclerotiniaceae. The coding region runs from base 1 to 3177 and encodes 1058 amino acids. Gene Ontology annotation, molecular function: ATP hydrolysis activity; ATP-dependent DNA damage sensor activity; ATP binding. Gene Ontology annotation, biological process: mismatch repair. The record is from RefSeq and is a predicted model, not a curated record. The transcript is spliced from 4 exons.